This is a messenger RNA of Parnassius mnemosyne (clouded apollo), 885 nucleotides long. The record is from the annotation of a GenBank genome assembly. NCBI's taxonomy places the organism in Eukaryota, Metazoa, Arthropoda, Insecta, Lepidoptera, Papilionidae.
AUGGCAGUACAACAUACAGGCAGAACCAAACCUAGCUCACUGACUGUCGCGUUCUUUAACGCAAACGGCAUCAGAGAUCAAAAGGAAGAAAUCGUGUACUUUUUACGCGAUCAUGAUGUCGACAUCAUGCUAGUGCAGGAGACCUUCUUGAAACCUAGCGUGCGCGAUCCCAAAAUAGCUAAUUAUACCUUAGUAAGAAAUGAUAGGCUGACCGGACCUAAAGGCGGCACCUUGAUCUACUACAAAAGAUCCUUGCACUGUAUACCGUUAGACACUCCACCGCUUGCUAACUUAGAAGCAUCGGUAUGUAGAAUAGCACUUACGGGCCAUCCGCCCGUCACAAUUGCCUCGGCAUAUCAGCCACCGCAAAAACCCUUAUUAGAAGCCGACAUCUCGGCACUACUAAAUCUAGGCCCCAGCGUAGUAAUCGCGGGUGACCUAAACAGUAAGCACAGGCGAGUGUUUAAUUUUUCUACAUUUCUAGAAUUUUAUUAUUACGUAUUAACGACAAUGUCUGGACGUGGUAAAGGCGGUAAAGUGAAGGGAAAGGCAAAGUCCCGUUCGAAUCGUGCCGGUCUACAAUUCCCCGUUGGACGUAUUCACAGGCUGCUGCGAAAGGGAAAUUAUGCAGAGCGUGUGGGUGCCGGCGCUCCGGUGUACCUGGCCGCAGUCAUGGAGUACCUCGCCGCUGAAGUUCUAGAGUUGGCCGGUAACGCUGCUCGGGACAAUAAGAAGACCAGAAUCAUACCGAGACAUCUUCAGCUUGCCAUCCGCAACGAUGAAGAGUUGAACAAGCUCCUCUCCGGUGUGACGAUCGCCCAGGGCGGUGUACUACCCAACAUUCAGGCGGUCCUUCUUCCCAAGAAGACCGAGAAGAAGGCCUAA